AGGAUUGUCAGAUGUUAUUUCGCCGCUGUCUCGGCACAUAAUUGUGUGAACGAACGGAUUAUUGUCGAGGAUCGGGAUGCCGGUAAUGAAAUGACGUGCACAAUCAACGUGAUCGAGUAACGCGAUGAGAGAACGAUGAUCUCAGCGUGUGGUUUAUCCCGUCUAUGUCGAUAACGAGUGAAUGUAAAUUCGCGCGUUCCGAUCUAAAUCAGGUUAGAUUCACGAGAUAGUUUGCAGUUCCGCACCUUUAAUCCUGCGAAAUAAAAUCAUGUCGUUUCAUUCGGAGAAGAAAAAGGUGGAAACCAACAGGGUAAACGAGCUGGACAUCACAUCAGACUUUACUCGUCUCAAGGUAUCUGUAUUAGAAAAGGCGUCGCGUAUAUCAGCAACUACGAAAGUGGAUCGUAUCACGAUCGGGCCUCAAUCGACGCUGUAUGAAGAAGAUUCUAACAAAGCAGACAACAUUGAGAAUGAGCAAAAUUCCUGUAACAUUAAAAGUCCACAGAGGGCUGUUACCAGUCCCAAACACAACAUGGUGGCCACUUCAAACGGCAUUCAUUUCUCAGUCAAUAAGAUUGAUGCAGAGAGUGAGCUGCAAAGAAAAGAAGAAGUCCGGAAAGUAAUAGAUCGUCGCAUUCAGAAUAUGAACGAGAAUGCUCGUGUCAUUCAGGAACAAAUGGCAAAUUCGCGCUCAUCGAUGGCACGUGAACGCGAACGCCGGAGUGAAGAAAAGUUGGCGUACUUCUUAGCUGAAGAGGAACGGUUGGCGGAGCAGGAAGAGAUCAAGAGGCGACAUGAGCAACAAUUGCAAGCACAACGCGCUCAAGAGCAAAAAGAAAAGCUUGAACGAGAGAUGGAGGAAUAUCGAAGAAGAAUGAAAGAAAAAGAACUGAUAAAGACUGUAUCAGUCCAUCGGGACCAGUUCACGGCCAAGUACUGUGACCUCGUGGCAUUAUCCAAGACCUGCAAAGACCAGCAAGCGUUCAGUGCGCUGUUUACCGCACAUAAUGCGACGAUAAGAGAUGUGUUCCAACAAAUUGAAGCUAUAGACGAGAAAAUCAGAAAUGGAGAAUUGGUAGCUGCAGAUGAAAAUCUUAUUGAGGAUUUGGUUUGCCACUUCAGUGAUAUAUUAAAUGUAUUUCGUACAGAAACAGAAAAAAUAAACGUUCAAUAUGAAGCGGAAUUGGCUCGAAAAGCGCAAGCUGCAAGUUUGAUACAGCCAGUUGAAGAGACAGACAAUGUUCCAGUUAUUAAUGCAAUGCCUUAUCAACAACCAGAUGAGAGCAAUGUUGUGGAAAACAAGGAAGACGAUAUUUCCAAUGUGAUAACAAAUCAAGAAGUAGUUACAUCAGUUAACGAAGUAGUCGCACCGUCUGUAUCUGAUCCUCAGUUAGAAGAAACGACUAAAAAUCCUGCAUGUAAAAAAGAUCCCUUUGAGUAUGUCGACCAAGAAUCGUUCCAGAUUUACAUCAGAAGCCAUCAAUUCUUGAAGCAUUACAGAGAAACUUGCAAAGACUUUUUACAAUCGCCUGCAACAAAAAAAUUUCGAUUCGAGUGUCAAAAGGCGAUUAAUAUCCCUGUAAACGCGAUUUCUGGUGUAAGCGAGCAACACUUGAGAGACAAAUAUGACAGGCUGCAAAAUCUUUUGACUGGAAAGUUGUUAUCUAAUGUGACACAUCAUCCACAAGGAGUAAUUUUCUGUAAAAACCAUCUGGCGAAAAAGAUAGUCAGCCAAGGCGAGACUUUGGUGUCUAGCAAACCAGAAAUGGCAUUCCCUGUAGCAAUGAUUGUUGUGGCUCUUUGGAACGAGCAUCCAGACUUUGGCGAACUAUUUCUGGCGCAUCUUCACGAGGCGUGUCCGUUCACCAUACCAGUUUUUCUACAGCAACAAGAGGGUCAGUCCAAUGAGGAUUAUUACAAAUCUCUUGGCUGCAAAUAUUCUGAAGAUGGCACCGUCGAAAAGCAAGACAAAUUCCUGAAGAGGAUGUCGGGAUUGAUCAGAUUGUAUGCGUCGAUUACCGUUACGAAACAACGAAAGAAACCACGAGCCGAUAUUUGUGAUUUGUGUGCGACUUUAAUACUGGAUAUGCUCGAGGUCGCCGGUAAUGUGCUGUGGACCGCUUACCCCAAGCAGUUUUAUAAGUUGCUGACGCUGUUGAUGGAACAGUAUUUUCCGCGAAUGCAUCAUGUCGCGGGCGGUGGUGGCGGGCCUCUAGUACGGUUGGAGGAGUUUCUAAACAACGCCCUGUCAACUGGCAUUAUACGUCUCGCCGAUGGAAUGCUUCCGCCAAACUUUUUGUGA
Messenger RNA from Mycetomoellerius zeteki, 2302 nucleotides. RefSeq names its product Gle1 RNA export mediator (gene Gle1). Lineage: Eukaryota; Metazoa; Arthropoda; Insecta; Hymenoptera; Formicidae. The record is from RefSeq and is a predicted model, not a curated record. Gene Ontology annotation, biological process: poly(A)+ mRNA export from nucleus. The transcript is spliced from 8 exons. Gene Ontology annotation, cellular component: nuclear pore; nuclear pore cytoplasmic filaments; cytoplasm. Bases 269 to 2302 code for a protein of 677 amino acids. Gene Ontology annotation, molecular function: inositol hexakisphosphate binding; translation initiation factor binding; phospholipid binding.